CGGUCACUCUACGAUUGUUCGAGAACGCACAUUGGCGAAAUAUAAAAAGAUUAUUAAUAAAAUCGUGGAAAUAGAAGCAAUCAACUGAGAAUCGACGUUUAUAACUUCAGAAGUGGGAUAACAACCGUCUUACACAAGCGCCUACACGUGUAUUUUGUGCUAUCCGAGAAAGAUACAACGUUUUUUUCUCAUAAUUGAAUUGGGAGCACCACGCCAACUGGAAAUGGAUAAGUCAAAGAUUGUGGAAUGGCUAAAGGCCAACGAAAUCGAGUUCCCAACAAGCGCAACACUCAGACAACUGCGUAAGCUUGCUUCAAAUGCCGGUUGCCAAGAUGUUCAUGAGGUUCCUGAAACCAUAUCGGAGGAAGAAGACACCAAAAUGGAACUCAUGAGCCAGGGGACCGCGAGCGAACAUAUCGAGCACACAUUGGAAGAAGAAGAAGAAGCCCUUGACGCCGCAAUAAGAGUAGCUGAGAAGAAGAAAAUACUCGCCAGAUUGAUGCAAAAUGACAAUAAGGUGACUGAUGACGUCCAAAUUGUAAAGCAGCUCAUGGUUCCGUUCUCUGCUACUGAAAACGAAGAAGCACUUCAGUGGAUCUUGGAUUUUGAAAGAGCUUGCAGAAGUGUAAAUGAUGACGCAACUUUUCAAUUACGUUGUGUUCGUAUGCUGAUGAAACCAGGGACAGAUGCCGACUUGUUUCUGCGUGUCGACCGAUCGAAUACGUAUGGCGAUUUUAAGGAAAACUUUGUGAAAACAUUUGGCCGCGGCAAUUCAACAGCCGAUGUAGUAUUGUUGUUGAAGGAAACCAUUUUUAACCCUGACAAGAACACCGUCAUAGGUUACAUUCUCAAAAUGGAGGAAAUUGCGCUGCGUGCUAAUAUUGAUGAAAAACUAACCAUACAAUUCAUCAUCGAUGGUUUUCGCAAUCGUUCAGCCAAUAUCGCACUGUUGUACUCGGCAACCACAAUCGAACAACUAAAGGAAAUGUCACAAAAAUAUGCGUUUCUACGAAAAAAUUCCCAAAAUGUGUCCUAUCGCACAGGAGGCACUAUCGCUAGAGGGAGCCGAAACCUGAUACGCUGCUUUAAUUGUUCGGCACAUGGACACUACGCUUCGUCUUGUACUGCGCCGAAGCGCGAGAAAGGAUCCUGUUUCCGCUGUGGAUCCCUUCAGCAUAUGUUAAAGGACUGCCAACAGAAGCCAGCAACUACUCCGAGAGUCGUGGGAGCGACCAACAAUCAGAGCGGACGAGAUGAGCAGCAGAACGAGAUGUUUAUACCUAUUUUCAAUCAGCGCCAUUAAUUUAAUCCAGCGCAUAGCUAUACCCUACAAAAAGUUUAAUGACGUGUUGACCCCAACAGAAUAUUGUGGUGUAAAUGGAGCUCAAAUAGAAACAUUUGGAAAAAUUUUUGUUAAACUUUAUUUUCAAAACAUUGAAGAAGAAAUUGAUUUAUUUGUUGUACCCGACAAUUAUGUCGCAACUAAUGUACUCUUAGGUCGUAAGUUUUUGGAAAAAUUUGGAAUAAAGUUGAUUUUUAAGGAUGAAAUUA
Drosophila kikkawai is the source of this 1551-nucleotide messenger RNA. RefSeq lists its product as uncharacterized. The record is from RefSeq and is a predicted model, not a curated record. Gene Ontology annotation, biological process: positive regulation of cytoplasmic translation. Gene Ontology annotation, cellular component: cytoplasm. Gene Ontology annotation, molecular function: translation regulator activity; single-stranded RNA binding; mRNA binding. Lineage: Eukaryota; Metazoa; Arthropoda; Insecta; Diptera; Drosophilidae.